Molecule: messenger RNA, 891 nt
Organism: Nelumbo nucifera (sacred lotus)
Lineage: Eukaryota; Viridiplantae; Streptophyta; Magnoliopsida; Proteales; Nelumbonaceae
Gene: AGP10
Product: arabinogalactan protein 10
Source: RefSeq, a predicted model, not a curated record
UCAAGGAACCAUCACUCCCCCUAUAAAUAGUUGUACGUGUACGCUCAAUUCCUUGUUACUCCAGAACCCCAACUUUCUCGUUCUCGCCCUGUUUCCUUUCUCUGUGUGUCAAUCCUUCUCCGUUCUCUCUACCUUCGUAUCUCUGCGCUACAUCUCUUUCGCUCUCUACUCCGCUGUCUCGCUCUUAGUGCUGUGGGAAGAGAGAGAGGAAAAUGGGUUCUUCGAGCACUGUGGUUCUGAUGAUGUUUGCUUUGGUCGUUGGAUCUGCUAUCGCACAGGCACCCACAGGAGCACCAACUGCUGCACCGACCAAAUCGCCACCAGCGUCUCCUCCACCUAAAGUUAGCCCGGCCCCGUCUCCGACCAAGGUCUCAUCACCACCCCCGGCUUCAUCUCUUGCUCCGACAACCGUAACCACUCCACCGGCUUCUGCUCCUUCCCCAAGCACCGUUCAGUCUCCACCGGCUCCUCCUACUGCAUCCCCGUCUCCUUCCGCCUCGUCUCCUACCGCCACCGGCGUCGCUCCAACCACGCCGAUAUCAACACCACCUUCAUCCUCUCCGUCUGAGACACCCUCAUCAUCCCCAUCUGGGAACAACGCUGCCUUGAACAGAGUGACCAUCGGCGGAUCUGCGAUUGUCGGAAUCUUCGCAGCCGCUGUGUUGCUGUAGAUCUCUUGCGGGAGUGAAAUAUUAGAGUUGGACACAGUAGUUAUUCCUUUCUAUCUUGUUUCAUUCUGCCCUUUUUACCGUUUUCUUUUAAUUUUAUGUCUUAUUUAUUUUGGGUAUCACCAUGGCGGUGGUCGAUGUUGAUGAUGAAUUAGGGCUAUGGUGAUUAUGUUUAUUCGUUUUUUACCAUUAAUCGCAGUUUUACUUGCUGGAUUCUUUUUAU